Xenia sp. Carnegie-2017 is the source of this 2564-nucleotide messenger RNA. Its product is annotated as LON peptidase N-terminal domain and RING finger protein 3-like. Bases 194 to 2203 code for a protein of 669 amino acids. Lineage: Eukaryota; Metazoa; Cnidaria; Anthozoa; Malacalcyonacea; Xeniidae. Gene Ontology annotation, molecular function: protein binding. The transcript is spliced from 2 exons. The record is from RefSeq and is a predicted model, not a curated record.
UCAUCGAUGAAUUACGUGAGAGAAACAAAGUUAAAAAUUCGCCAACCACUCAGUUUAGAUUUAUCAGGUCAGUAUACGAGAGAAAGUCAAGAAUACAAGAUCUCGAGUUGUUUCUCCUUUUAGACGACGACGAACUCUGUUUCGGCGACAAGUGAUAUUGUUUUUCACGGGUUUGUAGUCGCAUCAGGGUAAAAUGUUCUCUGAACGUAUGACGAGAAGACAGAACUGUCAGCUGUUUCUCUUACCUGGAAAUACUUCGUAUAGAAGGAGAGAGUUUGCUUUGGCAUUUGAACCUUAUCGUAAAGCGUUUACAAGUGGAAAUGUUCAUCAACAAACAGCGAUUAUCAAUUUGCUCGUGGACACUUUGAUAUCGGCAGAAACGGAAAGAUUGAAAGAAGAAUUACCUGGAACGGCAGAGAAAUUUGAACUCGAAAAAAUCUUCACUUGUGAAUUGUGUGAGAAAUUAUUUCAUGACCCUGUCACCCUUGUCUGUGGUCAUACAUUUUGCUCAAACUGUUUACAAAGAUAUCUCGGAUCAACGACUUGUCUUGUUUGUGGCCAUUCGUCCACCUUGGAAUAUACGAUGAAUAUUGUGUUGAGGGAAUUAUUAAGUUUAUGGUUCCCUGAGAAGAUGAAGUUGCGGCAAAAAAUUGAAGAAGCAAACCUGUUGCUACAUGAUUCAAAAAUGCGAGAAUUUGAUGAACUCGUAGAAAAGUUGAUGGUUGAAUAUCCUAAAAUUGCCGAACUGUAUUAUUUAAGAGCUAUCGGCCAUAAACGCAGUGGAAACAUUCAUAAUGCACUGAAGGAUUUGAAUGUUGCUGUCAGCCUUUCUCCCUUCUCAAGUAAAGUGUUGUUUUGUAGAGGUCAAGUCUUAGAGAGUUUCGAUGAGCAGGAGGAAACGACAGCAAUGUAUCUCAGAGCGUCAGCGUUAAAACCUAACAACUGCGUGUAUAGAUCGGUUCUAACUGCCUAUUUGGAAAUACUUCUCAGGAACAUUUGCCUAAAUCCUCACUCAGGCAGUCCACAGGAGCGCAAAGGAGUAAACAAGAGAGUUAUGAAAAGUUUUGAAAGUACAAUUCCUUUGAGAAGUUUUGAUAAACUCACAUCUUCUAGAAGAAAUCUUCAUGAAAAGAUGGAAACCGUGAACAGAAGUAACUUGUUCCCUCAGGAAGACCAUGAGUCUGUACUAUUUACAGAAGAGCGCAUGGAAGAAAGCUUAACGAAAGAUAAGUACCCUAGAAAUAAGAAAGUAUAUCAACAAGACACCAAGACCAACAUUUCUACAAAUGAAAAAGCAAAUUGUACAAUUCCUAGUGAAAUAGAAUGCAAACUUUGUUACAACCUGAUGUAUCAAGCUGUCUCGACACCUUGCGGACACUCGUUCUGUCAAUCCUGUUUAAGACGGUGUCUUGACCAUAGAAUGGAAUGUCCUUGUUGCAGGGCAAACCUGAAUAGUUAUCUAGAACACUUAUUAAAUGGAAAAGUUGGUACAUGCGCGGUUAUUGACAACAUCGUGAAGUUAAAGUUUCCCACCGAAUAUCAGGAAAGGAAAGCUAACUACGAAAAAGAAAUGAGCAGAUUUUCAAGAUGUGACAUCAAUGACAACGAAAUACCAGUCUUCGUAUGUACUUUUGCUGUGCCUGGUAUUGCCUGCCCUUUGCACAUAUUUGAACCUCGUUAUAAACUUAUGAUACGACGGUGCUUGGAAAGCGGCUCACGUCAAUUUGGCAUGUGUGUUCCAGACCCCGAGACCGGUUUCUCAACAGUCGGUACCAUGCUCUACAUUAACGACGCAAAAUUUCUACCGGAUGGUCGAUCUAUAGCUCAAACGGUUGGAUAUCGUCGGUUUGAAGUCUUAGAGAGAGGUGUUAGGGAUGGUUAUAACACGGCGAAAGUCAAGUGGUUAGAAGAUGUCCGGGAUGAAGUCGACAGCAGUCAACUAAAUCACGACGUUUAUAAAUUGAUGUUACUCUGGUUCAAAACACUUCCACGUGAGCAACAGAUGUGUAUAGUGAAAGCAGUCGGUCCCAUGCCUCAAGCAUUGAGCGCAACGGACAUGAACGGUCCCAAUUGGUUAUGGUGGAUUUUAGCAGCAAUACCACUAAAUGUUGAAGCAAAACUUAUCAUUCUAUCGAUGGUUUCUGUAAGAGAACGAUUAAGCAGUAUCAAGAGAUUUCUUGUUUUAUUACUGACUAGAAUAUAAAUUGAAACCAUUGAACUAAAUACUUCACAAGAAGACUACCCUUUGUUAAACAUGCCUAUAAAAAUCUCCAGACUCUCCUGUCUGGAACUAAAGUCCCUAUUUUAAUACAUAAACGUUGUUUUCGCCGUGAGAAAAGACUGGCACUAACCGAAUUGCUGGCUUUAUAUAUUGUCGUGAGGCAGUAGCAGUCCAGUUAUAUUUAGUUCAAUGGGUAAUGGUCAAGUGUAAUAGCACAGUUAUCUAUUUUGUUUCUUUAUAUGUUGUACAAGCUCAUAAACUUUAUUUUGUCGAUACACUAAAUUAUUCACAUUCCAUUUAUAAAAAAUGAAACAAAUUUCCAAACAGCGACCUUUGUCCGCUA